AUUCAUCAAUUCAUCAACACUCAACCUCAUCAAUCACCCCGAUCGCGAAUAUCAUUUGAAGCCAUCAAAACUUGACGCGUCAACGCUGGAAAUUCAUCAUCCAGAAGAUAUCCUAUUUUGUCAUUUUGUCAUGUGCCUUACCACGUAAAUGAUUUUGUAGUAGAUACUACAUAUUAUCUUCUUGUUGUAAUAACUUCCUCACUACCUCCCCACCUUCUGGUCCCUAACCGAUGCUCGAGCUGCUGCUAGCUUUCCUGCUUACUUCGCUCACCAAUAAAAAUCACAUGUCUCGCUUUCCUCUAGCUAUCCAAUAUUAAAGAUGGCCUCACACGAUCUCCGAGAGGUCCUCAGCUUACCACUCGAUAACACAUCGCGCCCCACUAAGAAACAGAAGAUCGGUGUCCCGCGUCAAAGUUUGAAGGGUUUGGCAAGAGAGGUACAAAAUCUUGGUGGCGAUAACCCCAUCGCCAUUGUCCAAGAAAUAUCAUCCUUCAAGAAGCGGAGGUUUGGCAGCAGGAAGCCCGCUGCACGAUGGGACCUACAACCCUUUCGCAACUCGGCCCGAGACGACCAGUCGUUACAUUUGCGACAUUGGAGGAAGCAAACCGAGGACCAGGCGAGACAGCAGCAGAAUGGUGUGAUAGAUCAAGAUGAGGCAGAGACAAAGAAAAAGCCGGAGCAGCCUGAAGACUCGGGGUUCGCCAAGUUCAAUGUGCAGGUCGACGUACCGCAGUACAGUGAUGAUCAAUACAAUUCUAAUUUAAAGAGCAACGACUGGACCAAGGACGAGACCGAUUACCUGUUUGGCCUUGCUACGGAUUUUGACCUCCGUUGGCCCCUUAUAUGGGACCGCUAUGAAUAUCAUCCAAAGCCCCCAGACAAGGUAACGAAUGGGGAGGAAGCCGAUAGUAUCGAUCCCAACACCGCCGUAGUCCCAGCGACCAAGGUCCGAACUAUGGAGGACUUGAAGUCUCGAUACUAUGAAGUAGCAGCCAAGAUGAUGGCAGUCCAGAAACCUGUUCAAUACAUGACUCAGGCCGAGUUUGCGCUUCACGAGGUCAUGGCUAAUUUCAAUCCGAUCUCAGAAACACAGCGCAAGAAAUUCGCAGCUGAUGCUCUGUCGAGGUCGAGGGACGAGGCCCAGGAGGAGGAGUUACUACUCAUCGAAGUGCGCAGAAUUCUUGCUCGUCAAGAGCGGCUUAACCAAGAACGCCGCGAGCUGUAUAACCGGCUAGACUACCCCCAUACAGAACAAGACAUCAAUGCGUUCAAGUCUAGUACCGGGCUACAGACACUCCUUCAGAACCUCAUGAAUGUUGAUAAGACUAAGAAACGCAAGUCGCUUAUGGAAGCCAACGGAACAGUUACACCGGCAUCAGCCCAUCCCCCAGCUCAUACUUCCGGUCCUGCCACCACUACGCCGGUAUCAGAAACACGUCGGGAGAGCAUUGCGGCUUCCUCAACAGGUCAUCGUGAUUCCGUUGGAGGAAGUGAACGACCUGAGAGACCCACUAAGAAAGGUGCUCAGCCAGAACGUAAGAAGCUCAGCGAGCAGGAAGAACAUAUAUACGGUGUAUCGCACCAUGACCGUCUACCGUCAGGGCCCACAUUCCGUUAUGAGCGGAUCAAUAAGAUUCUUACCACAAAGAGCAAUGCCCAACACCAGCGCAUCACCAAUACCCUAGCCGAACUAGACAUCCCCGGCAGGCUCAACAUGCCGACUCGAGCAGUGGUAGAAGAAAUGGAGAAGCUACUCAACUCUAUCGGUGUCCUACUGGACAUGCGCAAGAUGCACGACAAGAUCGAUGCUGAGGUACGGCUGGAGAGGGCCAAGAAAGCCGAACGUGAGAAGACCUUGGCCCCUUCACAGGCGGAGAGUAAAGCUGGAGGGUCUAAUGGCAACCAUAAUGGCGAGGGAAUAAAAGGGUCGAGUGCGGUGAACGGUACUAGCGGAACCGUUAAUGAAGCCAGUGCUACUGCCUCACCCGUCGCUUCGAAGAAGGCUCAUGGCAAAGCGCCUGCUACAAAUGGUAAUACUUCUGAUGAUGACAACGGCGAGAACAAUAUGUCUGUGGACGUAAAUACCGCGCCAAAGACUACGGAGGCCACCGAAGACAAGGGUGACAGACCAGAAAGUAGUAACGGAAAUAAGAGGAGCGCCAGUGUAUUGAGUGGUAUAAGUGACAAGAGUGUUAAGAGACAGAAGAAGUAAUGGGUUACAACAUAAUACCUGCUGAUAUACACCUGAUGGACGCACUCGAGAGGCUAGCAUGGCGAGUUGUCAGUCACAGUGGAAGAGACGAGAAAGUGAGGAGACCGAGACGAGACCGAAUGCGUAUUAUAGCAUGGCUGGUGGCUGGUGCUUAUGCCCGCCAUGGUCGGCUAGUUAGUUGGUGCUGUGAAAUGAAAAUAAUCCUACUUUAAUAACCUUCUGUACAUGCUUCAUGGUAAAUUAUCACUUGCCUGUGUAGGUAUAUGUAUGCAUGUGUCUGUGUUGACAACCUGGAUAGGCACCAAACCAAUGUUACGAGAUCAGGGUGAGAUGAGAUAACUAUGUACAUAACUAUACAU
This is a messenger RNA of Hypoxylon fragiforme, 2571 nucleotides long. RefSeq lists its product as uncharacterized. The record is from RefSeq and is a predicted model, not a curated record. NCBI's taxonomy places the organism in Eukaryota, Fungi, Ascomycota, Sordariomycetes, Xylariales, Hypoxylaceae. Gene Ontology annotation, cellular component: NuA4 histone acetyltransferase complex; Swr1 complex. The transcript has a single exon. Gene Ontology annotation, molecular function: transcription corepressor activity. Bases 320 to 2212 code for a protein of 630 amino acids. Gene Ontology annotation, biological process: DNA repair; chromatin remodeling; negative regulation of transcription by RNA polymerase II.